AUGAGAGCAUACGAUGGCACCACACAUUCUAUUCGGGUUGUGUCGCCGAGCUCGGCUGGGACUGGAGGCGCUUGCAUAUUAGAGGACAACAAAGCCAAGUACGAGGUGAACGUGGUGGCGGCCAUGAGGUCGUUUUGCCUGCAGCAGGAGAAGGGCGGCCAGACUCGUAUCAUGAACUUUGCCAUCAACGAGCCCUCAUUGUUGCAGAGCGGGGACGGCACUAAAGCAGAAUAUCUUGAUCGGUACAUGGCCCAUCUGGAGAUGGAGUUGGACCCACAAUUGGAUUCGAAGUUUUUUCGCACAGUGGACCUCAUCAUAAGUGACGAGGCCGGGGCCAACACGAGGUUCGAGAAUGAGGUUCGACAGAAGCACCCCGACCGAGCAUCGUUGCACUUGUAUUGUGACGCACACAAAAAAUCCAAAGUAGCCACUCUUGGAUCGGACGUGCAGCGCCCGAUAGACACGAAGAUCAUCAGGUUUCAGCUGAGCAUGCGCGGUCACCACGCCUCCCUGCGCGUUGCGAUGCGAGAUAUCAUUAGAGAGCGGUUGGUCGUCAUCAAUGCGGCAAACGUGGAUGCCGAGGCUGAGGAUUACCGACGUAUUGCGAUCAAUUCUUUCAUGCCGACCGAGUGCGCCUCGGAUGUCUUCAGGAAGAACAUCGUCACUCGCCUGUUCAAUGGAGAUUGGAGGAGGUCGGACCGAGUAGAGCAUUACUGUUGCGGCUGUUGCGCAUCUCGGGAACAGACUAUGCUUAUCAUGGAGACCGUUGGCGUGAAGGCCCUCACGUCGUAUGUGGCCAAUGUGCUGGAUAGAAACAAUUGGACUGGGGCGCAUCGCUCCGUGUGUGGGCUUGCUCUUGCAUCCUUUUGCCACAAUAUCUUGCCGAUUGCGUAUUGCGAACAUUUCAGGUCAUCUCUACUCGCUGGCGGCGACGACGAUAUGCACCGCCCGCAGGACAUGCCCGACGACCCCCGCCAGGAUGAUCACAAGGACGUGAGCGUGUGGCGCGAGGAGAACAAGUCCCGCGAGAGCCAGUCUUUGCAAUGGUUGAUGAGCGGCCGCUUCAAAGACGACCUAUACUUAUGGUCCAGAUCUGGCACUGAAUGGGAACUCAAACAGCAGAAAUGUCUCGUCGACUACGGCUCCAGAGAUUACCCGAUAUGGGCAGCAUCCGACGAUGAGGAGGCCCAUAAGUUUGCAAGUGUGAUGUCUCGCGAAAUUUUCCACUCCGACUGGCCAUUGUUGACAAGGGUCCAGGAAGACUCCCAACUCGACGUGUACUUGGUUCUUUCCAGAUUGGCAGCUGCUUCCUACGAGCUCGUGGAGGUUCGGCACAGGAGGCCGCCGUACAGGACGUUCAACUUGCUUAGGGACCCGACCACGCUGGACUACUUGGAGGGAUCUCCUACGUGCGUGUUCGAUGAGUACACGGCUGGAUUCGUUUCCCACUAUAAGGCGCGUGGCGGUUUGAAUGGUCAGGUUGCGAGGGCCGAGCUAUCAUCAAUUCUACCUCUACUCAAGACGAGCACGGCCAUGAUAGAGCGCACGCACAGCGAGAACUUGAGGCAGAGUGAAACUGGGAAGUAUUCUUGGGGUAUCGAUCUACCCUCUAUGGGCGGUUUUGCUUUGUGCAGACAGCAGAUGAAGGUUCAGAGGUCAGUCUUCCGAGCGGCCCCAGCGGUCAGCGCCGAGGCGCGCAAGGUGGAUGCCAAGCGCCUUGAGCGCAGCGGCGUGCACUACUCGAUGAGGCCAUGGGUGUGGAGAGCGUUCGUGCACGUGGAGGCGGAGAACCGUUUCGUCGACGCCGCCCUAGGCGCCGAACUGUCAGCCAAGUACCGCGCCUUCACCCCUGAGGAACGGCAGCCAUUCGAGGACAUGGCAGCCGUCGCGCUACAGGAGUACAAGAGUGGCAGGCACGGUUUCGGCCAUAAGGCACGGCAGAGCACGACGACGCCACUGGCGGGUGCCAGCGUGAAAGUACGUGCCUUCAGCGAUGCCGCAAACGGUGAUGGGCUGAGCCAGGCCGUGCACGACGUCGUCUCGACGACGGGGUCCAGUCAGAUCUUCCGACGUGCAGCGGUGGCAGCCCAAGACUACAAGAGACGCAACAGAAUUUCAGCUCGCCAGGACAUCUCCGACGAGGCCGACCUCCGUGCGAGGUCCGAUGCAGAUGCUGACAGAUAUGCCAAGGACUGGUUCUUCAUUGGUAACGAUGUGCCCGCCAACGAGCGCUCCGCCGACUUCGCCGUCCAGCGCGCCAUGAUGCCGACGGCUAUUUAUGUUCGGAAGCCAGAGUCGCUCGCGUCCGAGGUCAUUCGGUCGUUGGACAUCGGCAGCGUGAAGACAGAGGCUGAGAAAUGGACAGCGCUGCACCUCCACACCCGCAAGCAGGACAUCAAGCCGCUCACGGCGCCAGCGCGGCUUCGGCGCCUGUGUUGGGAAUCCGAAGGGUGCAUCUGCCAAGGGCCCGCGUCGAUCGUGAAUGUUUUCAAGGCCAGGCUGAUGAUCGUGCGGCGCGUGGCCGAGCACGCCGUCGGCGAGAAGCUCUUCAAGGCCAAGAUGAUUGCGAACAGGUACGUGAUUAGCAUGUCCACCCCAGCUCCCCCGAAUGGCAGUUCCGAUGGAGAGGUCGCGGGCGGCUCGCUUGCGAUUGCACCAGCAACCGAGAGGACGUUGUACUUUCACAUUGCGCUCCACUACGGCAAGCCAUGGAGGCCGACGUUCAUUCGCAUGGAGCGUGAACCUGAGGGAGAUCGUCUGGACUGCAUUGGUCUGAGGCCUGUCCGUCUCGGCGCUGGGGUGCACCAAGUUCUAGAUAGGCUCACGUUGAAACAGUUUGCUGACGCUUGCUUCGGCGAGUCGUGGGACAUGCGGCCCUUCCAGGUCAAGUGGUACGAGUUCUACGCGGACAGCCGAAGAGUAGCGCAAUGCCGUCCUUGGGUGCAGCGAGUUUUGGAGAUCCCGAUCGUGGAUUGCGACCUGUGGACUGUCCGACCUCCACCACCGAAGCCUCGGAAGAGGAAGCGGCCUGGGGAGGGGCCGUCGGGCUCUGGGUCGAAGCCGAAACACGGGCCAGCCAUGCUCGAGGGCGGCCCGCCCAAACCAGUGCCGAUCGACGACCUCCCCGACGACGACGACAGCGGCGGGGAUUCCGAGAGGCCCCCUUCUGACCCAGAGGAGCGCGGGAAUGAGCCUGAGCCAGAGACAGAUCUCGAAGAUUUGUUCUUCUCAGGCGACGAGGGUGGCGGCGGCGAUCCUGGGCCGUCGGGCAGCGGCGGUGGGCACCCUGACCCAGAGCCAGGACCUGAGUUCGCCGAGCCUGGAGGUGACGUGCCUCCGCCUCCAGCCGACGCUGAUGAUUUGUUUCAGGCCGCUGCCGCAGCAGUUGACGCAGGUGGAGGUGAGCCUUUAGGCGGAGGCGGAGGGCUUCCGCCAGCACCCGCAGCUGCGGUCUUCGGGAUGGAGUUCGGCACCAUUCGCUACUACCCCCGCACGUGCCGUUUUCAAGCCGAUUGCAAGCGUCCUGAGCACAACAUAGAUUGCACUUGCUGCGUCAAUAGAACCGCAAGGGCGAGCGCUGUGGCGAACCGUGCUGGCCAGGGCAGGCCGUUGGGUUUCCUGAUGGCUUGGUUGCUGAUGGACGGGCCGUGCCCCAGCCAGUACGACCACGUGCACAUUUUCAACCCCAGCCUCGAUGCGCGGCGCGAGGGUCGGCGUCGCCUCCGUGAGGCAGCUGCUGCUGGGAACGCAGCCGCGCAGGCGCUCCUGGCCGUGGAGCGCCACAGGAGGGACGGCGAGGAUGACGAGCCAGACCACGUCCCCUAG
Prorocentrum cordatum is the source of this 3825-nucleotide messenger RNA. NCBI's taxonomy places the organism in Eukaryota, Dinophyceae, Prorocentrales, Prorocentraceae. The record is from the annotation of a GenBank genome assembly.